Messenger RNA from Argentina anserina (silverweed cinquefoil), 2244 nucleotides. Its product is annotated as phospholipase A1 PLIP1, chloroplastic. Lineage: Eukaryota; Viridiplantae; Streptophyta; Magnoliopsida; Rosales; Rosaceae. The record is from RefSeq and is a predicted model, not a curated record. Gene Ontology annotation, molecular function: glycerophospholipid phospholipase A1 activity. Gene Ontology annotation, biological process: lipid metabolic process. Bases 1 to 2067 code for a protein of 688 amino acids. The transcript is spliced from 5 exons.
AUGGCAUUCACUCCAUUAUCCGUACCUAGUUCUCCGGCUUCCACUAGGGCUAUAGAUGUCUUCAAGGAGCAGAGUGGUCUCCGGCAAUCACAGUCCAGUAAGGACCUUAUCAGACGAGCAAGUAGUAUUCGGAGGUCUUAUUCUGAUAAUCAUCUUUGCUACUGCGUCAAGCCUAUUCAAGCUGCAUCAGUGCAACCAAAACUAAAGAACAGCCGGUCUACGGGGAUUUUUCCCUUUCAGUUUUCGAGCUCCAUUCUCCCAAACUCGGUUAGAUCAUUUUUAUUCGAUGCAGACACGAGUAAGCAUAUGAGCAUGGCUGAGAGGGAAAUGGAAAUUGAAAUGGUCGAUAACUCUGGGGAGACCGAUGAAGCGGAAGGAGAUCAUGAGAUAAAGCGAGCAAAUUGGGUGGAGAGGCUUGUGGAGAUCAGAAGUAAAUGGAGGAAUAGACAGAAGAAAGAGGCCGGGGAUGAAGAUAGUGCUUGUCAGGAAGGUGAAGAUGGUGAUUGUGAAUGUGGAGAAGAUAGUUGUUCAGUGGAUUAUAGUACAGAUGAAGAAGAUGGAGAGGUAACUGCUGAAUUUUUCAACAGGUUUUUGGUCACAGUACCAUGGUCUGAUACCAAGCAAUUUUCUCAGCUAGCUUUCUUGAGCAACCUGGCAUAUGUGAUACCACUGAUCAAGGCAGAUGAUUUAAAGAGAUAUUACGGCCUACAAUUUGUAACAUCUUCAUUAGUAAAGAAAGCAGAGGCAGAGGAACUCAAUGAAAGACUCGAUCAGGACUCUAUUCGCGUACCUGUACCUGAUGAAGAAUCCAGUUCAGAGGCAGCUACAGACUCUGAGCAAAAGCAUUCAAUUCAUCCAUCUGUUGCUUAUGAAAUCGCAGCUUCAGCAGCGUCUUAUGUCCGCUCGCGUGACAUGGAUGGUGGUGACGUAGAAAAUGGAUUCAGAAACGGAGACCAUUUACAACAACGGGAUGAAGGAGGGAGCUCUCCCAGAAUUUAUAAGUCGGAGGUAGCUGCUUCCUUAACAGCAUCAACAAUGACACUCAUGGUUACAGCAGGGGAAAAAGUAAAACAAGAAACAGCAGAGGACCUACGGUCACCCAACACUGCACCUUGCGAAUGGUUUGUGUGUGAUGACACCAGUACAUAUACUCGCUGCUUUGUGAUUCAGGGCUCGGACUCCCUUGCAUCCUGGCAGGCAAACCUCUUCUUUGAACCCACAAAGUUUGAGGAAACAAAUGUACUUGUUCACAGAGGAAUCUACGAAGCAGCAAAGGGAAUGUAUGAGCAAUUCAUGCCGCAGAUAAUGGAGCACUUGGAUAGAUAUGGGGAGCGUGCAAAGCUUCAGUUUACUGGCCAUUCUCUUGGAGGAAGCCUCUCUCUUCUUGUCCACUUGAUGUUACUGACCAGGAAGUUUGUCAACCCCUCCACUCUUAGGCCAGUUGUGACUUUUGGCUCACCAUUUGUGUUUUGCGGAGGCCAGAAAAUACUAGACGAGUUGGGUGUGGAUGAGAACCAAAUCCACUGUGUGAUGAUGCAUAGAGAUAUUGUCCCAAGAGCCUUCUCCUGCAAUUAUCCUAAUCAUGUGGCUACACUCCUCAAGCGUUUAAGUGGUUCAUUUCGAUCACACCCUUGUCUGAUAAAAAAGAAAAUGUUGUACUCUCCGAUGGGCAAACUAUUCAUUCUUCAACCUCAUGAAAACUCAUCUCCGCCACACCCUCUUCUGCCCGUGGGGACUGCCCUCUAUGCUUUGGACAAAACUAAACAUGGGUUUUUGUCAAGUGUCCUUAGGGCUUUCUUAAAUUCCCCUCAUCCACUAGAAACUUUGAGCGAUCCUACAGCUUAUGGUUCGGAAGGUACAAUCCUACGGGAUCAUGACUCAAGCAAUUAUCUAAAGGCUGUGAAUGAUGUCCUGAGGCAACACACAAGGAUGGUUGUUGGCAAAGCUAGGAGACAGGGGAAUCUCUUAUGGCCGCUACUUGCUUCACCAUCUCCACACACAUGGAACCAUGAAAAUAAUCUGGAGAGCGGCAUAUUGGUGUCGAAAGAGAUUCUCACUGGAGUUUAAGACCAUUUUAAGGGGUUCUGUACAUGCAUGUAGAGCAAGUUCUUAAGAAGUUUGAGUAGAGGAUUGAUUAGUCUGUUCUCUCUGUUCAAUGUACAUCUCUUUCCCCCUGAGAAAGUCUAUCUAUGUUGCCAUCAUUUACUAAUAACACUGCAUAAAAUGUAAAAUCAUCGACAACUA